Molecule: messenger RNA, 2538 nt
Organism: Thamnophis sirtalis
Lineage: Eukaryota; Metazoa; Chordata; Lepidosauria; Squamata; Natricidae
Source: RefSeq, a predicted model, not a curated record
UGCGGCGCUUGCAUGGAGCAACCUCGGCGAUGGAGACCCGUGCAGGAGCUCCUGCGCAGCUUUUACGCGGAAGUGCUGCCGCUGGAAGCCUUCGUGCGGCGCUUGCAGAGGCGGACUCUUGCAAAGGACCCAACGCAGCCCCUCGUGCAGGACGGAGAUCCCGGCUGCUACCGUAGCCUGGUGAACCAGUGCCUGGUGGGGCGGCUGGCUGCGUGCAAAGCCCUCCCUGCCCAUUUCAGCGCCCAGCAGGUUUCCUGUCAGGAUGAUUUCCUUACGCGGAUCAUUCAGAGAAUUUGUCAAAAGAAGAAGAAAAAUGUGUUGACAUUUGGCUAUUCCGUAUUGGAUGAAAAUAACCGCCAGUUGCCCUGUAUGCCAAAUAUUGGUAGCUACAUGUUUAAUCAUUCAACAGAAACCAUUCGAAAGAGUGUGUGCUGGGAGAUCAUUCUAAACAGAGUUGGGGAUGACAUCAUGAUGUAUAUAUUAGAGAAUUGUGCUCUCUUUCUCCUUGUGCCUCCUAACUGCUGUUACCAAAUUUGUGGAGAGCCCGUCUAUGAACUUGCUUCAAGAAAUGUAACACGGCCUCCAAAGUUUCUAAGACAGAGGAUUCACGGGCCUUCUCCUUGUAUCCUGACAACUUAUCUUCGUAAAAGAUUUCGGUCUUGUAGGUGGUAUCCCAGAAAAAGAAAGUGGCAGAAAUGGAAUUCUGAAAGGCAGAAAUGGAACGAAACACAACAACACAACUAUCGGUGGUCUUCAGUAGCUCAAAGUGUUUCUGGCCAAAACACUAUGAAGAAAAGGCCAAUUAUGAGAACCAUUGAACACAUAGAAAAUCAACAAAAGUCCUCUCUUAGCCCAUCAUUAAGAACACAGGGUUUAAAAAGAAAAUGGACAGGCCAGUGUGAUAUUAAUGCCAAGAAAAUAAAAAUCAUGAUAAAGGAGAGCAAUGUCGGGAAAAAAACAAGAAACUCGGAUUCUAGAAAAAACCAAAAUCGGUUGAUUUUAGAUAGUGGUAAACCUGAAGCUUCUAGGGUAUGUAUACAGUCAUGUUCAAAAGGUUUAACUCUUAUGAACUCUGCUCCUCGGAAUGGCGAAGUACAAACAUCUGGGGUACCUAGUUCAAUUAAUGACAAUGCAGAUGCUUUAGUGUGUGAAAAGCAAGAUAGUAUAAGUAAACCAUUUUGUGGAUCUAAUCUGCAACCAACAUGCAUUGCUAACCUGCCAAAGCUGGUAACUAGAACCUCUGAUAUUCGUUCUGCGCGACGGGCGCUUGCAAAAACGGUUUUGCCAGAAAGAAAUCUUGGAAUCUGCUCAUCUAAAUCCGUCGGGAAGUCUUGCAAUAGCAUUCCCGCAGUGCGUAUUGAGAGAUAUUCUCUCUUAUAUUCCUACCAGCGUUUGAAAGAGAGUUUACCUAAGUCGUUUGUAUUAAAUCACUUGAAGGGCCAUCCAGCAGGAGGACGAGGCUUAGUAGAACAAGUGUUCUUCAGCAAUAAGAUUCUGAAGCAGCCUGGAAGUUCUAGCCUUCAAACAGCCCCCAAGAAAAAGAAGAGGCUUCCGAAACGCUACUGGCAGAUGAGAAGUGUCUUCCAAGAACUCUUACGGAACCAUGCAAAGUGUCCUUAUCAAGCUAUAUUAAAAAGGAAUUGUCCCGUUUCAGUUUCUGAACCGGUUACAACAAGCCUACGGGAGCAGAGUUCCCAACAAAAUGGCCACCAAGUAGAGCAACUUUCAUCAAAGAAGCAGCGGGAUAAUCCAGUAGAAGGUUGCAUCGCGAGCAGGUCAGGGGCCUCGAAGCCAUCGGCAGAAACUGGUGCUUCAAGCAGAAGCCCAGAAAUAACUGAAUUAUUUGAAAAAAAAGAUAAGGAGCAAGCCUUCCAAGACUACUCCUCCAGUUCUGAUUUCAUAGCGUUGCUGAAGCAGUAUAGCAGUCACUGGCAAGUAUAUACUUUCGUGAGGGGAUGCUUAGAGAGAGUGGUGCCUCCUGCGCUUUGGGGUUCGAAUCACAACAAGCGCCGCUUUUACAGAAACGUGAAGAAGUUUAUCUCCUUGGGAAAAUUUGCCCUGUUUUCUUUGGAGGAAUUGACGUGGAAAAUGAGGGUCAAUGAUUGUGCUUGGCUUCGUCUCACCAAAGAGAACGCCCAUUCUGUUCCUGCCUCCGAGCAUCGUUUCCGAGAACAGCUGAUGUCUAAAUUCCUGUACUGGCUGAUGGACUGUUAUGUUUCAGAGCUCCUCCGAUCUUUCUUCUAUAUCACAGAGACAGCAUUUCAAAAAAAUUCACUUUUUUUCUUCCGAAAGGCUGUUUGGAGCAAACUACAGAACUUUGGAAUCAGGAGCCAUUUGGCCAAAGUGCAGCUUCAUCCGUUAUUAAAGGAAGAUAUUGAACAUUUGCAGCACAGAAAGUGUGUCCCCAUGGCAUCAAAACUCCGAUUCAUCCCGAAACCAAAUGGGUUGAGGCCUGUGGUCAAGCUACAUGAUGUGGUCGGAGCAGAAACGCUUUGCAAAAACAACAGAGACAAAAAGGUGCUUAAUUUAUUGAGUUAA